AUGUACGCCUCACAGUUACGUACGAGAGACGAGAUCCUAUCGAUUCGCGCGGCUGAGCGCAAGUACGCGAAGCAGGUGCAGCUCGCGCACGCGACGCUCAUCGUCGUGCGCGAAGAGCUGGCGACAUGCUACCGAGAGAACGGCGUGAACCACAAGAUGGCCUGCAAGAGCCUUCGUGACGAGUACGCCAAGCUCAUUCAAGACCCUACGCAUGGCGCUGGCUACCCGACACGACCACAAUUGUAG
Hyaloperonospora brassicae is the source of this 246-nucleotide messenger RNA. Lineage: Eukaryota; Oomycota; Peronosporomycetes; Peronosporales; Peronosporaceae. The record is from the annotation of a GenBank genome assembly.